This is a messenger RNA of Plutella xylostella (diamondback moth), 897 nucleotides long. RefSeq names its product cyclin Q (gene koko). The record is from RefSeq and is a predicted model, not a curated record. Gene Ontology annotation, biological process: regulation of transcription by RNA polymerase II. NCBI's taxonomy places the organism in Eukaryota, Metazoa, Arthropoda, Insecta, Lepidoptera, Plutellidae. Gene Ontology annotation, molecular function: cyclin-dependent protein serine/threonine kinase regulator activity.
UUUAUAGCGUUUCGUUUGUUUAUGUUAAAAUUCGACUUAACCUCUCCUACCGUGUAAAAUAUUUUAAUUAAUUAUGAAAGACGUGAUUGAUGUUAUGGCUCUUCAAAGUUCUAGACGAGAAAAACGUUUACCAGAUUACCGUGGUGCUCCCGGACAUAGCUUAGCGACACAUUUUAUCUUUGAGUGUGGCAUCAAGUUGGGGCUUCAGCCAGCUACCGUCGCUGCCGCGGCGGUAUUCUACCACAGAUUCUUCAAGGAAGCUGACAAGAACGACUACGACUGCUAUGUGAUUUGCACAGCGUGCAUCUGCGCCGCGGGGAAGUCGCGCGACGAGCCCGUGAGGCUGAGGGAUGCAGUGAACGUCGCCCACAACUGCAUCAACCGAGGCGCCGGUCCGCUGGAGCUGGGGGACGAGUACUGGUCGUGGCGCGGCGCGGUGGCGCAGGCCGAGCUGCUGGUGCUGCGGCUGCUGGGGUUCAACCUGGACGCGCCGGCGCCGCACCGCUAUUUGCUGCACUACCUGCGCUCGCUGCAGGAGUGGUUCCCGGCGCCGCAGUGGCGCGCCGCCCCCGUCGCGCGCACCGCCAUGGCCUUCCUGCAGGACUUCCACCACUCCCCGGCGGUGCUCGACUACCGCGCGCCGCACCUGGCUGUCGCGAGCCUCACGCUGGCUCUGCAUGUGCUGGGAGUGUCCGUGCCACUCGCGUCUACGCUAGAUGAUGAUGCGGCGUGGUAUUCCGUGUUCACCAAAGAUUUGCAAAAGGAGAAAAACUGGGAAAUAAUGGAAAAGAUAAUGCAGGUGUACAGCCGGGAACCAGAGCCAAUAUAAUGUGUGUGAUGUGAUAUAAUAAUUAACUUUAGAAAGUAAGUUCAUUCAAUAAAAACAAUGAUAAUUUA